Molecule: messenger RNA, 2224 nt
Organism: Theileria parva strain Muguga
Lineage: Eukaryota; Apicomplexa; Aconoidasida; Piroplasmida; Theileriidae
Exons: 2
Coding region: 173-2224 (683 amino acids)
Source: RefSeq, a predicted model, not a curated record
AUCAAAUAUAUAGACAUAAUUAGUAAUAUAAAUAUUAUUAGUAAACGUUUUAUGAAGAAAAUUUUGAUGGAAUUGUUAAAAUAAUGAUAUUCUAAUCCCCAUCGAUAUAAUGGUUAAAAAUUGUUAAUUUUGAUGUAGAACUUGAAAUCAACAGUUUUCAUGGGUAGUUAUAAUGUAUUUGGCUGUUUUGCUAUUUGGAAUCUUGGCGGAACUGUCAUGUGUGAGUGGGACUACAGGUGUGAUUGACAUUUCCGACCUUGGCCAAAGGAGCCUUUUUUCUGGGCCUUCAAAGCUCGGAGAAGCUCUGUUUUACAAGUUAACAUGCAACGAUAACGGCAGUUACUCUAAUGUGUUUGACGGUUCCGAACGUCUGUUUCCCAUAAGGUCACACACCAGACUAGUGGGUCUGGUUUUGGGUACUAAGAACGAGUCUCCUGAACUUCUUCAGGUGAUGUACUCUGACGUCGCUAAGGACUACAGCUACCGCAGUUUGUACUACUUCAGGGCUGAAAACAGCUGGCAACUAACUGACUCUCUUACAUACAAAUUCCAUCUCCUAAAACUCAAAAACAAUCACGUAAAUUUCGAUAUUAAAAGCAAAAAUAACAAAUAUUUUUACACCGAUAACACUUCUCAUAACCCUGAUAAUACUGUUAAUGACCCCAAUGAUAGUAAUAGUAACGCCAACAACCUUAACGAUAUGGCUGAAUCUGUAGAAAAUGUUACAACAAGGUAUUAUGUAGAGAAUGGUAUGGAAUUGGAUAAAGUAUGUAAUGGCGAUGCUGUGAUUUGGAAGAAUGAUUUUAAAUACGAUUUUAAAUACUUGGAAUUAACUGAAGGCCCCUCUGGCCCUGAAACACUUACAAUUCAUUACUCUAACCAUCCAACCAACUUUUCUAAUCACUAUUCUAACCAAUAUUCAAAUAGUUUAUCAAAUUAUUUAACAAAUUCUUUUCAACAUUAUAAAAAAUUCGCAGGACGUUGGGUCCAUGAUUUCCUCACUACUACCAUAAAUUUAUCAAAUCGAAGCUCUCAACUUAACACAGCACCUGAAAAUAGCGUUGGUGGUAAUAACAUUAGUGAUUUGGUAUUGGAUGUCAAAAAACUGUUUUUAAAAGAUGCGUUAAAUUUAGACGAGCAAAAUCCAAUGAUUAAUGUGGUUUUGAAUGUUAAGUUUGAAGAGACUUCGGACUGCACUCUAACUGUGAACGGCUACCAAUACUAUGGACUGAGUACUUACGAGCUUUUGCAACCUUCAGGAUGUUCACUAAUUUCAAUCACCGACAACGAAGACGUAAUAUUUGAAAACAAGAAUGAAUACACUAUUUCAUACUUUCAAGUUGCCAAAUUCAACUUCACAAAUCACCAACCUACUCUGCUUAUAUCUAUCACCGAUUCUAAAAAAUUAACCAGCAAUUUCACAUCUGACCAUAAUAACGAUACCCUUAAACACACCUUCCACCUUAAAUCAUAUCCAGAACCGUUUAAUGAACGUGACAGUACUAAUAACUCCGAUAGUACAAACUUUAAUAAUGCAACUAAUACUAACAGCUCUAAUAGUAAAACCCCAAAUAAUACUAAUAAUACUAUUAAAAACAUUAAUAACACCAAUAAUACCUCAAAUGGUACUAAAAAUGGAGUUUGGGAAUGUGUUGAGUAUAACUUGUAUAAUAGAAUAAUGAAUGGUAUGAUGCAGUUGGUUACUUCGUUGGAGAUGAAAAAGAUGUUCGAAUCACCUCCGGUGACUGUUAACGUGACUCCUUCUACUCCGUCUCUUGAUUAUGGCGGACUUGAGCCAUUCACCUAUGACUUGAGUAACCCGGUGGAGCCUCGCCUUCAGCAGGAUUUCCUUUCAACGGACCCUGAUCUCAUAAAGCUGCAACCGCAACCAGGCUACGCAGUUAAUGUGAUUGUUGACGGCGAUAAUGUGCUUUGGGAACAAACUGCUGAUGGUCCGGGCUGCCACCUCGUCUUCAUAUAUCGGUCUGAAAGUUCUCUUCUUUCCCACAUUGUUACAAACUCUCACCAAAAUCCCCAUCUAUUCUUCAAGUUCAACGGCCAAUCCUGGUAUCCAAUCUCUCAGGAGCAAUAUGAAGAUUUUAAGCUCAAGGACACCAAGGGCAAAGGUAGGAAACAACACUUCGACGAGUACUCUACAACGUUGACUGAUACCGCUGAUGGAACAUCUUCCAAUACUAAUGCUUCUUAUGUUAAUGAAUUAUAG